Molecule: messenger RNA, 6209 nt
Organism: Porites evermanni
Lineage: Eukaryota; Metazoa; Cnidaria; Anthozoa; Scleractinia; Poritidae
Source: the annotation of a GenBank genome assembly
UUGGAGUUAUGGUCCAUUCUUCCGUUUUCCGAUGAUGAAACAGAAGUCAACCCGUCUCCUUUGGACGACAACUUGGUCGAAGUAGUGUUAAAAGCGGAGACACCGCUUGCCAAAAAGAGAGACUCCAAGUGUCUGAUGCAUAGCUGUUUUGACAUAUUUCGAUGUGGGGUGAAUGAAAACAAACUUAUAUCUGUCUAUGUUUAUCCUUACAUCCGCUUUUUGCACGAGAAUGGGCAUGCUGUCAACAAGGAAAUGUCUCAGGAAUUUUAUGAACUUCUCGCAGCCAUAGUAAACAGCAGGUACUACACUUCUGAUAUGAAUAGUGCCUGUAUUAUAAUUCCUUCGAUAGACACCUUGAACCAAAAUCGUCUAGAUGUCAAAGGCAUCGCCAGAAUCCUUUCUGGGCUUCCCAGGUAAGUUUCACUCCGUAAAGACUGAUAAUAAGUGAAACAAAAAUACAGUGAAACCUCUAUUAAGCGGACACCUUCGGGACCUUCCCAAGUGUUUGCUUAGUAGAGGGUGUCCGCUUAAUAGAGGUUGUAAAAGUUGCGCAAAUUACGUUUGUUAACGAUCAGUUGUACUGUGAUAAAGUUGCAUGUGGUUAAAGAAGCUAUCCAGAGUUCAAGCUCCAUUACCUUUGAUUACUAACUUUAAUUUGUUUCAAAAGUAGGUUGGGUUUGAUCGUCCAGGUGAACGUAGUCCUGAAUAGGACUAUUGUUGUUGACAGUGACUGAUGUUUCGACAGCCUGUGCGGUAGUCAUCUUCAGAGUCAAAGUGAGUUGUAUCAUGUCAGUUGAUGGUAUUAUACUCUGGUAAUUGAUCUGAUUGGUCAAUUAGGUCGUGAUGUUAUUGGUCGUCUGUCAGUUAAGCCGUGGUGUUAUUGGCUAUGAAGACUCAUAAUCAGUAAUUGGUGCAUUUCGAUCCCUCCAUUGUCACAGUUAAACAGUUGUUGUUAGUCAAAUUGUCAGUUCUCCAUUCGUUCUCUCGUAAAUAGUUUUGCUUAAUCUCGUCAAUAAGUCAUUUGUAUGGUGCUGGUAACUGUUGGCUACGAUUCAGUGGCGUUUGUUCUAAGUUAGUAAACCAGCUUUUUAAACUAAGUCAUUGAUAGUAGUUUGUAGAAUACGUCAUACAUGUCGCAGAGUCCCAGUCAAUUUGAUGUUUCGUCUGUAAAUGGUGUUCAGCAAUGUGAUUGUUGACGUCACCAUUCCUCGUCGCUCAUUUGUGUUCGGUCAGUUGCAUGCUAAGGUUUCUGCCGGUUUCACCAACGUAAGAAGCCUGGCAGUCACAGCAUUUUGAUUUUUUAUACUGCUCCCUGUCUGUUCUCUGGUUUGUCUUUGUCCUUGAGAUUAGUAAGCAGUCAUCGUGUAAUGUUUAUUGGUUUGUGUGCAACACGUAUAUUGUAAGGUUGUAACAUACGUCCGAUAGUUUCAGAGGUGCCUCUGAUGUACGGUAUAGUUGCUGUCUAAACAGGGCCAGAGUUGACGUUGAUCUCAGUGUUAGAAUCAGAAUCAAAAUCAGGAUCAAGCUGCAGGGUCCAAAAUUGCGCCUUCCUGGUCGCCAGUGCGACUAAAAAUUCAGUUCUGACAACCAGGAUUUCAUAACUGGUCGCCAGCUAGCGACUUGAAGGGCUGGUUGUUUAUUGUAGACUUUCACGUUCGGAUAAAAUUGUUAAGAAUUGAAACCUCAAAGCUAUUUGCCAACAGGUGUCUUACUUUUUGUCCUGCUGAUAUUUUUUAAUUAAAAGUGAAAUGAAUCUUCCUGUAAAUGUACCUCCACAACAGCUAUGAUCAAUACGAGUUGAACAUUUCCAAGCUGCCAUUUUGUUUGUAGCUGAACUACGGUAAGUAUGUUAUGUAUGUGGAAUUCUACUGUACCCAUAUGCUACAAGUAAUGUGGCACUGUUGUGGCACUAGUACGAGCAACAUGGCGGUUUGACUCGUGACUCCUGUUUAUGUUUCGUGUUUUGUAGUUAUCGGAAGAAAAUAGAGCUUUGAUAUGAUAAAUGCAGUCAUGGGCAGAUAGCUUUCUGUUCCGACAUUCCACGUCAGAUAGCUUUAUAUCUUCAAAAAGUAAUUUGUGAAAAUAAAUAAAUAAAUAAAUAAAUAAAUAAGGGUUUACUUGUACACGUACAGUUGUUUUCUGGUAUUUGGAGCCGAAGUAGAGCAAUUUUUGAGCAUAAAAAUGUCCAUACCAUGCAUUUUUCAUUCAUGUUUAAACUUUUAUUUAAAAAAAAAGGGAGGGGAAAUUUUUGGCGACCACAAUUUGCCCUCUGGCAACCAAAAAUUUAUAUUUGCUCGCCAGUUGGCGCCCAUAUUGAAAAGUUAAAUUCGAACCCUGAGCUGGUUUACUAACUUAGAACAAACGCCACUGAAUCAUAGCCAAUGGCUACCAGCACCGUACAAACGACUUAUUGAUAAGAUUAGGCAAAACUAACUAUGAGAGAAUGACUGGAGAACUGACAAUUUGACUAACAAUAGAUGAAUGUUUAUCUGUGACAUAAGACAGAUCAAAAUGCACCAAUAAUUACUGAUUACAUACAUAGAUUCAUACAUAGCCAAUUAUAUCAGGGCUUAACUGACAGACAACUAAUGACAUCGCAAUGUAAUUGACCAAUCAGAUCAAUAACCAGAGUAUAAUACCAUCAACUGACGUGAUACAACUCACUUUGACUCUGAAGAUGACAACCGCACAGGUUGUCGAAAUGUCGGUCACUGUCAACAACAACAGUCCUAUUCAGGACUACGUUCACCCAGAAGAUCAAACUCGACCUACCGUAUUUCUUCACCUAUAAGCCGAGCGAUUUUUUCGGUUUUCGACCCAAAAUCUUGGGAGAUUUUUCACGGAGAACGGGGUUCGGCUUGUAGCCGAGGGUUUUACAUUUUAAAAAUAUACAGUCGCUGAAUAACUUUACCCCCCCGGCUUGUAGUCAAGUUAGCAAUGAAGCAGAAGUAAUAAAACACAACAAAAAUAACUUUUGAAUAUUGGUUAUUCACUUUUAUGAAAUUGGUGGCUCCUAAAGGAGCCGUUUGACGGAUAUGUGCAAGGGCUUUCAACCCAAUAGUUUACUCGCCAUCCGUUUCGUUUUCGCUGUCUGUCUCAAACUAGUUCUCUUCUAUGUCUUCAUCGUCUACUUUUGAAAUGACUCCUGGGCUCAAACCUUUCACAGUUUUAAUUAUUUGUUUGUAAAUGCAAAAACAUUAACUGACUUCAGCCCAUAUUUCAAGGAUGUAAUCCAAUGCUACUAUUGUCAAUUCAGUCCGGUGUCUGCUUAAUAGAGGUUAUUAACAAUAGAAAUUAGCCAAAUACACCUUAUUCUAGAGUCCACGUCCACUUAAUAGAGGUGUCCGCUGAAGAGGGGUUUGUUAUAAAGGGAAAUAUAAGACGUUAAUUUCGGGACCCGGCCUAGUGUCUGCUUAAUAGAGGAUGUCCUCUUAAUUGGGGCUCCGCUUAAUAGAGGUCUUACUGUAAUAGUAAAAGAAACUGCAGAUAUUGCUCCAAAUGUAACCAGGGUUCAAGUUUUGCCUAGAAUAUUAAUGUACUAGUCAAUUCCGAAACUGCCCAUUCCCCUGGCCGAACUGUUCGAGACAUGGUGAUAACACUCGCAACGUGAACUCAUCCAUUUACAGUAUUUCCUAACAGCCACUCUUGGCUUGAUUCAAGUGAUCAGGAGAAAUGCUCCAUAGAACACAGAGGCUGGCUCCUUUUGAUUCCUAAUGUUGAUAUAAUGUAAGAAUAAAGAUAAAAACUAUGAUAAUUUCUGGACCUCGUAGUGGAUCUUGCUCUGUGAGUUAUCCAGGCCUCUUGGCGAAGUUUUAUAUAUAAAUUAAACAUAAUUUUUAUAUAAAGAUAUAAAUUCUAGUCUCUCCUUUUGAAUUUUUGUGGUUUUUUAAGUCACUGAAGCUGCCCCUCCUACUUAUACUUAUUAUUAUGUUGCGCAUGACAUCACAAUGCCUCAAAUGGUUCAGAAGGUCUUUAUGUGAUGUUAUUCACUAAAGAAUUUAUUUUAACCACCCUUCAACAAGGUAAUAUUAUCAGCAGUCAUUCACAUGCUUGUGUGCAGAAAUAGCUUGGUACCAAACGGGAGGGCACAUUUAGAUGUUGACUUUGAAACAUCCAAUUUUAUAGCUAGUUUAAGCUAAGUCUUUAAAAAGACCUAAAACUAGCUCUUAUGGUAACCUGAAAAUACAGCCAUGUUUCCUGCUCUGCACUGCUGGGGACACUUUGCAGAAAAGACAUCUGCACCUCAGUGACAGACAUUCCAUACUGAUUUCUGGAACCUGGUCAGGAGAAUGUAGUAGUUAUUUUAGCUGCAAGACUCAGAAAGUGCAAGCACUUCUUUUAUGUGUGUGUGUGUGUGUGUGUGUGUGUAUGUGUGUGUGUGUGUGUGUACUUGCCAAAAGGGAAUCAUGGUCCCAGGCAUUCCUAGCAAAGACCGUGGAAACCAGAAAUAAGAAUCACGAUGUGUCACAGCGCCAUGCUUUAUUUUGUGAAGAUAGCUUAGGAAAGAUUGAUGUGAAAGAUGUUGAGCCUUUCCAAAAUGGGUCGGUCCACAAAUUCUAUCGCCCUCAAGCAUUGAUUACUUUGGCGCAAGUGAAUACUUCAGUGAAAACUUUGAUGGUAAGGCUAUAAACUGGUCGGGUGUUGUAAACUUUCAUUGUAUGUAAAUGAGUCUUGUGAAGAGCAUGCAGUUUAUUUGUGCCAAUGAUUGAAAUGACACUCCAUGCUCAUCACGUUUUUGGUCCCUGGCAAUGAUGUAAUUUCUCUCAAAUUGAUUUUCAUGAAUUUAUACACGCUAUCUCAAUCAUCGUUGAAUAUGAUAUAAAAAGUAAAUGUCCUGAAGAAUACUCGACCGUCGAUAAAGUAGGAGGUGAAAAACUUUUAGUAAGGAAAUCCUGUUUCAUGUAUAAUUAUAUAGCUGUUAGUUAAUCUGAUUUUGUCAUAUUGUUAUGCAGUGUCCAAUUAAGGAUUAAUUUGGAUAGUUUCAGAUAGGACUUUCCCUUAGAAAUAGGCAAACUAUCCAAGUUAAGAAAGAUAGAGUUUAUGGUCUGAGCCAACCGAAUGCCAGAAAGUGCAAUACAAUUUGGAUUAAUUAACCAGCUAUGUCAUACUUGUCUAAUUUGGAGAUAAUUGAAUUCAAAAAAUCAGCUUUCCUUGGAAUUUUUUUCAUCCAAUCAUUGCAUGAUAUAUGACAAAUAUGAAUUAGUUGCCUCCUCUUUUCUUAUCUAAUCUCCAAGCAAGUGAGACUUAUUUAACACUUUUUAACAGCAUUCUUGUUCUCGCUUAAAAUGUCAGCUUAAGCAAAAAAAAUUGACACAGCAUUGUUUGUAAAGGUUUUCUCAAGUUUCAGCCAGGAAGGGAGGGUAAAUAAAGUAAACUUGAUGAGUUUUCCAAACUUUUUCAAUUCGUGCUUGUGUGAUUAGCAUGCGAAUUUAAGCAUAACAUCUUGACCUCACGACCAUGUUUACAUAUUCUCAUGCAAAGAUGCCUCAGCCAAUCAGAGAGUGCGUACUAUCUUAGUUAUUUUAUAAACUAUUUUAGCUAUUUACAAUGACAGACAAAAGACAAAAGGCCACAGAGAACAAAUCUAAACGUGAUGAGUCAACUGUUGUUUUUGAAAUGUACAUAAAAACUUCUUUAGGAAAAGGAUUUGAGUUUUGCUUAACCAUAAUAGACCAGGAGAAACAUUUACAUUUCAAUCCCCAUGACUACCAGAUUAAUUAUGUAAACAUUGAUUUUGUAUGUCAUCAGUGUGGAUUUUGUGUCAUGAAGGUACAGAUGUCACUAGUCUCUAGUGGCAAGGAGGGAGGAGAUCAGAGAUGGCUGGCUUUUAUCAUUACCAAGAUCUAUUUUUUUCUUUUUUAACAACAAUUAUGCUUAAUCUAAAUGACUGAGUCAAAAGAGUUAAGGAAAUGGUUACCGCGGAUAACAUCCUAACAUCCAUAGGAUGUUAGCACUUAUUUUAUUUGCAAUAGUGUUUAGACAGAUUUUUUUGUCCUUGUAGUUGGAAAGAUGAGGGCAAAAAUCACUUGCUGUUUAACAUGUUACCUGGCAACCCUCCUGAUUAUAACUCAUCACUGGAUAUUGCAACUGAUAAGGCAAUCAUGGCUGGUGGUGGAUUUGCCACAUGGAGCUUCAGACCUGGAUAUGAUAUAAGUAUUCCUGUAUACAAUGCUUUUACAAAGAAGAAGGGUCAUUCAUCAACUAAAAGG